Scedosporium apiospermum is the source of this 3594-nucleotide messenger RNA. RefSeq names its product Skeletal muscle and kidney-enriched inositol phosphatase. NCBI's taxonomy places the organism in Eukaryota, Fungi, Ascomycota, Sordariomycetes, Microascales, Microascaceae. The coding region runs from base 1 to 3594 and encodes 1197 amino acids. The transcript has 5 exons. The record is from RefSeq and is a predicted model, not a curated record. Gene Ontology annotation, biological process: phosphatidylinositol dephosphorylation. Gene Ontology annotation, molecular function: phosphatidylinositol-4,5-bisphosphate 5-phosphatase activity; protein binding.
AUGGACAACAACAACAAGCCUGAUGGGCAAGAUGCCUCCCACAUCAAACCCGUUUCUUCUCUGCGCUCGCAUUUCGAGAGUAUGAGCAAAAUCAAAGAGGCGAACCCCACCCUCUCAGCGGCCCCUUUUCGCCCAAUAUCCCCUGCCCCGAAACCGAUUGCGCUGCGAGAUGCGAAGCCAGAGCGAGAGGCCGCGCCCACACCCCCUCCCGUGCCGAAGAAUAGACCGACCUUUAAUAGUCUAAAGAUACCGAGUAAUAAUGAUGACUCCCACUCCCUGUCGCCCGCUCGACCCGUCGCUCCCCCGCCUCCCCUCAGUCCGAAACCCACGAAGCCCAUGCGCCCGCCUUCGGUCCUUAUACAGCCUCCCCUGUCUCCACCCAAGGAGAGAACAACGCACCCGAACCUCGGCGAGCAUACCGCUUUUCUCAACCCCGACUCCCUUGUUUCUUCGACGACUCCUGCUAGCUCGCCGCGGUCGUUUAAGAUACCUAGCCGGACCCACUCCCCUGGCCCGGAUCCGCGGCGGCUUUCGAGAAUCACCGGAUCCAACCCUCCGUCGCCGCCGCCGCCGCGCCGAUCUGGCGAGUUCAAGCGGGAAACCAAACCAGCCCCUCCGCCUAUAAAUCGGGCCGAAAAGCCUGUGAUGCCAUCGAGAAACUCGCAGAUUAUUGCUCCGAAGCCUCAGAAUGGCAUAGCGAAGGCUCCUCCUCCUCCGCCCCAUCUAGCUCAGGAGACCUCUCCUUUCAGCAGCCCGCCGAGUAGCCCGGAUAGUAGUGAUCAUGAGGCACCUCCUCCGGUGCCACGAAGGCCCCGGCCACAGUCAGAGUACUUUCAACCGCGGAGCCAGACCUGGACCAAUUUCGAGCCCCCGCCCGUUCAUCCAUCUCUUGCUGGCAGGCGACCGGAACGAGACAGUCACCAGUUUUCCAAGUCUUACAUUUCACCCCAGUGUACAGGCGAACGCCGCCCUGCUCUACCCAACCGACCCCGUAUGUCUAUGGAACCGCCUCCUCGUCCACCACCGAUUAAUAACUCCACGAAACCACCUCCUCCACGACCUCCUAGACCCACUAUUAACACCACAAACCAUACGUUCGUUGACGGUCCCCACACCCCACACGUCCCAGCGUCCGCAACGCGACGUGUAUCUCCGUCGGCGGCGAUUAAUCGACUACCUCCGCCACCCUCUCGCGUUAACACAAGGUCCCUGCCGGCUGAACAGCAGGCUACAGAUCGCCAAUCCUCUGACCUGAAAGUAAUUACCAACAACUCUGCGCCUCCCGCCGCCUCUGCACCUCGGACAGAGCCUCCCGGCCAAGCAGGUUCUUAUCCAGAUGCGUCUAAUGUCAACAGGCGGCCACCAUUCAUCAAGCAAGGGGCCCACGAAAUAUCAACCAAGUACGACGCGAAGGUCAUCGAUGUCUGCGGCCAAUAUGUCUGCAGCGUAGGGCAAUUGACGAGAGCGUGGAACCUUCAGGACGGCGAACAGGUCCUAAGCUUGGCACACGGAGAGGGAACUAAAGCGACGGCAGCGAUCUUCAAGCCGGGUGCCCAUGUGGAUGAGGAAGGCGCGCGAUUAUGGAUCGGAAACAAUGUCGGAGAACUCAUGGAGGUCGACGUCGUGACGCAGAGCAUCAUAUCGAUCAAGCCGAAUGCGCACGGCCGAAGCGAGAUUAUCAAGAUUUACCGGCACUUCAACGAGCUAUGGACGCUGGACGAGACGGGCGCUUUACACGUCUGGGAACCUACAGAGAACGGCGCACCAAGCCUCGGCGGUAACCCGAGCCAGAUCUACAGGGUGCCCAAGGGCCACACUUUCUCCAUGGUCGUUGGCGACCAGCUUUGGUACGCGACAGGCAAGGAAAUCAGGGUGUUCACGCCGUCGGUGAGCGGCAAGGGCCAGUUCCAGGUUCUCAUGCGGGCUUUGGUCCAGGACACCGCCGGCGACGUCACCGCCGGGACAAUCAUGAGGUCGGAUCCGGACAAAGUGCUCUUCGGACACUCGGACGGGCGGGUCAGCGUGUACUCGCGCACGGAUUACUCGUGCAUCAAGGUGAUGAACGUGAGCUCGUUCAAGAUUAACUCGAUGGCGUGCGUGGGCACAUACAUCUGGGCCGGGUACAACAAUGGGCGGAUAUGCGUCUACGACACGAGCAAGACGCCGUGGGCCGUCAAGAAGGAGUGGCACGCACACGAGAACCCAGUCAUCAAGAUCAUCGCCGACCCGGCUAGCGCCUACCGCAUGGACAAGCUGCAGGUCAUCUCCUUCGGCGCGGAUAACUUGAUCCGGGCGUGGGACGGGCUGCUUCAGGAGGAUUGGCUCGAGGACCAGAUGAAGUCGCUAGAUACCAAAUACUGCCGCUUCCAGGACCUCAAAGUGAUGCUCAUGACGUGGAAUGCUGGGGCGUCGACGCCUCACAGCCUUCGGUAUUCGGAGUCGGAUGCCAGUUUUAUACAGAACUUGCUGCAUCAGGCGGAUCGGCCGGAUAUUUUGGUGUUUGGAUUCCAGGAGUUGGUGGAUCUUGAAGACAAGACAGCCACCGCAAAACGAUUUUUGAAGCCAAAGAAGAAGGACAAGAAGGAAGGAUCCGUGCAAGAACGAAUGAGCCACCAGUACCGCGACUGGCGUGACUUCUUGCUCAAGAGCUUGGAUGACUACAUGCCAGCCGAUGAGCUUUACCACUUACUGCAGACAGCACACAUGGUCGGCCUGUUUACGUGCAUUUUUAUCAAGUCAACAGUACGAGACAGGAUAAGCAACCUCAAGAAUGUCGAAGUGAAGCGGGGAAUGGGCGGUUUACAUGGAAACAAGGGCGCUGUGAUAAUCCGCUUCAUGAUCGACGACACGUCCCUCUGCUUCGUAAACUGCCACUUGGCAGCAGGUCAGUCGCAAGCCAACGCCCGCCACACAGACGUCGCAGCGAUCCUCGACUCGGCCAUCCUCCCCGCCGAACGCGACCCCACCACCUGCCUCGACAGCUUCGUCGGUGGCGGCGACGGCACGAUGAUCCUCGACCACGAGCUCUGCCUCCUCAGCGGCGACCUCAACUACCGCAUCGACACUAUGUCGCGCGACACCGUAGUCAUGGCCGUCAAGGCCAACAACCUCGCCAAGCUCCUCGAGCGCGACCAGCUCCUCGUAGCCCGCCGGCGCAACCCGGCCUUCCGCCUCCGCGCCUUCGAGGAGAUGCCCAUCUCGUUCGCGCCCACGUACAAGUACGACGUCGGGACGGACACGUAUGACACGAGCGAGAAGAGGCGCUCUCCCGCGUGGUGCGAUCGUGUGCUGCAUCGCGGGGGCGGAAGGAUCAGGCAGAUCGAUUAUAGGAGGCACGAGGUGAGGGUUUCGGAUCAUAGGCCUGUUUCGGCCAGGUUGAUUUAUACUGUUAAGGCGGUGGAUCGGGUGAGGAGGGCGGAGGUUUGGGCGGAUUGUUUGCAGAGGUUUGAGGAGGUGCGGCGGAGGGUGUAUCAUGAUGAGAAGUUCUUCUAUCUAACUUGGGUGAUUGGGUAUGAUGAAGGUACAAGCCGAGCGCUCAUCAAGGAGAAGACGGAGAGGAAACUCCAUCGUAGCCCGAGCCGACAUCGCGAGUAA